GCCACAGCGAGCGAAGCGAAGCGGAAGCUCUCACUCCCACACGAUAUAAAAAUUUGCUCCACGCACACACGAUCGCGUCCCCCGUGCCCGCCGAUUAAACUAGCAGCAGCGGCGACCUCCCGAUAGCCACCAUCCUCCUCCUCCUCCUCCUCGCUCUCAAGCUUUUGUGAUAGAUAGGUAGGCGGAGGCGUAGCUUGAGAGGCGGGAGAGGUCGGGAGGAGCGAGAGUAAAGGUGGUUUCAGCUCGUUGGUCGGUCAGUUGGAAAGGCACUGAUCUUUUUUCUUCUUCUCUUUUUUCUCGGGGCUGCUGAAUUGGUGGUGGAGUGGAUUGGAUUGGAUUUGUGAGUUUGUGUUCAUGGCGAGGAGGCGGAGAUAGCAGGAGGUUGGGUUGGGUUGUUGAUUUGGAGCUUGAGGUGAGGUGGUGGAGCAGAGGGGAUCAAGGGGGGGAAGGAGGGAGGGAGAGGUGUGAGGUGAUGUACGGCUCGCCGGUUUCCAAGGAUCUGAACCUCCCGGUGCAGCCGCCGAUGAGCUCGUCCGGCCUGCUGAGGUACAGAUCGGCGCCGAGCUCGCUGCUCGGCGAGUUCUGCGACGACUUCCUCCCGCCCGCGCCACGCGCCGCCAGCCCCGACGCCGCCGACAACGUCUUCUCCCGCUUCCUGGCCGACCACCAGAUCCGGGACAAGUCUCCCGCGCCGCCGCCGCCGCCGCCCCCCGCCGCCGCGCACUUUCCCGACGACCCCACCAUGGCCUCCCACCACCACCACAACCAGAUGAUGUUCCAGCAUCAGCCGCCACACAUGCCCUCUGUCGAGGGCCUCUACCGCACCGUCAGCUCCACCGGGAUUGACGCCGGCGGCGGCGGCGGCGGCGGCGGCGGCAGCCUGAUCCGUCAGAGCAGCUCCCCUGCCGGAUUCCUCAAUCAUUUGAGCAUGGACAACGGGUACGGGAGCAUGCUACGGGCGGGCAUGGCUGCCGGCGCCGGCGGAGGCGUUGGGUUCAGGAACGGCGCUAACGCUGCGGCGGCCGACUCCCCCGGCGGCAGCGGCGGCGGGGGCAGGCUGAAGGGGCAGCUCAGCUUCUCGUCGCGGCAGGGGUCGCUGAUGUCGCAGAUCUCGGAGAUGGGCAGCGAGGAGCUCGGCGGCAGCAGCCCCGAGGGCGCCGGCGGCGGAGGCGGCGGCGGGCGGGGUUACCUCUCCGGGUACCCGAUGAGCAGCUCCGGGUGGGAGGAGUCGUCGCUCAUGCCGGAGAACAUCUCCGGCGUGAAGCGCCAGCGCGAGUCGUCGGAGCCCGCCCAGAACGGCGGCGGCGGCCUCGCUCACCAGUUCAGCCUGCCCAAGACGUCGUCGGAGAUGGCCGCCAUCGAGAAGUUCCUCCAGUUCCAGGACGCGGUGCCCUGCAAGAUCCGCGCCAAGCGGGGCUGCGCCACGCACCCGCGCAGCAUCGCCGAGCGGGUGAGGAGGACAAGGAUCAGCGAGCGAAUCAGGAAGCUGCAAGAACUCGUCCCCAACAUGGACAAGCAAACCAACACCGCUGACAUGCUGGAUUUGGCUGUUGACUACAUCAAGGAUCUUCAGAAGCAGGUCAAGGUGUUAAGCGACAGCCGAGCUAGCUGCACCUGCUCAGCGAGUAAGCAUCAGCAGUACUCUGGCUAGAAAAAAAAGCUCUGUACACGUCCUGGAGACUCUGAGAAAAGAACACACGAUUGUUUUUUGGAGAUUAGCUAGGCAAAGCCAAGAUCUCUGAAGAUGUGUAAUGGUUAAUUUCAUUUGUUUGGGGGUUUCUAGAGAGGCAUACGGAAGAAAAGCUUGUGUGCCAGGCACUGCAUAAGCAAAAGGGGCAAUGGAGCAGUGGCAUCAUCAGGAUUCAUCAAAGUGAUGAGGGAAAAGAAGAACAGAAAGAAGAACACAGGGAGAAGGGGCCGGCGAUGGGAGGAACAAUUGUAUAGUUUUCUUGUAACUUUUGCCCCCAUGUCCAGUGCAUUUUCGACAGUAGAGAAGUUACUGCUAGUAAUAAGUUUGUAGGUUUGUAGCAUCAUUUAACACCAUGGCUCUGACCGACCUGCUCAUAUCGCCAAUAAAUACUAUUGCAGUGUGGUUUCGUCC
This is a messenger RNA of Oryza brachyantha (malo sina), 2101 nucleotides long. Its product is annotated as transcription factor bHLH130-like. The transcript is spliced from 6 exons. Gene Ontology annotation, cellular component: nucleus. Gene Ontology annotation, biological process: regulation of transcription by RNA polymerase II. Lineage: Eukaryota; Viridiplantae; Streptophyta; Magnoliopsida; Poales; Poaceae. The coding region runs from base 473 to 1651 and encodes 392 amino acids. Gene Ontology annotation, molecular function: protein dimerization activity; DNA-binding transcription factor activity, RNA polymerase II-specific; RNA polymerase II cis-regulatory region sequence-specific DNA binding. The record is from RefSeq and is a predicted model, not a curated record.